CAUUUCUGGCCUGCCAAAGCAACUUUUCAGGAGGGACCUUGUCGUGUCCUUUAGCCCCAUCCUCGUGUUUGGCCUGGUAUUUGCAGCGCCUCUCAUCUGUGACUCUCCGCGCAAACUAAGAGAGGACAAACCAGCAAAGGAGGAGAGUGUUCCUCUCCAUCUGCCAACACAGGGUGAUCUCUUCCAUUUCUUUCUGCUGUGUCUAGAAGGAGCAAUGCAGGGAAAAUAAGUUGAGAAAACAAACAUGAAGAAGUUAAAACUUAAGGAACUAGAAAGCCGUCUUCAGCAAGUUGAUGAUUUUGAGAAUCCAAAAUUACUUCUUGAACAGUAUCCAACAAGACCCCACAUUGCAGCAUGUAUGCUUUAUACAAUUCACAACACUUUUGAUGAUAUUGAAAACAAGGUGGUUGCAGAUCUAGGAUGUGGUUGUGGUGUACUCAGCAUUGGAAGUGUAAUGUUAGGAGCAGGGUUGUGUGUGGGGUUUGACCUAGAUGCAGAUGCCCUGGAAAUAUUUAGUAGAAAUGCAGAAGAGUUUGACCUCACAAAUAUUGACAUGAUUCAGUGUGAUGUAUGUUCUUUACCUGCCAGAUCAUCAAAAACUUUUGACACAGUAAUUAUGAAUCCUCCUUUUGGGACCAAGCAUAAUAAAGGAAUGGAUAUGACUUUUCUGAAGGUAGCUUUGCAAAUGGCACAAACAGCUGUAUAUUCCCUACACAAAACUUCAACACGAAAACAUAUACAAAAGAAAGCAGAUGAAUGGAAAGUGAAGAUGGAAGUUAUAGCAGAACUUAGAUAUGACUUACCAGCAUCAUACAAGUUUCAUAAGAAGUCAUCUACAGCUCUCCAGGCAGAAGUAAAGAUCCCAGAUCACACUUCUGAAAGGAAUAAUGGAUAAAUCCAGUGUCCUG
Messenger RNA from Mauremys reevesii (Reeves's turtle), 908 nucleotides. It is a transcript of the gene METTL5, whose product is annotated as methyltransferase like 5. Lineage: Eukaryota; Metazoa; Chordata; Testudines; Geoemydidae. Gene Ontology annotation, biological process: rRNA methylation. The transcript is spliced from 9 exons. The record is from RefSeq and is a predicted model, not a curated record. Gene Ontology annotation, molecular function: rRNA (adenine-N6-)-methyltransferase activity; nucleic acid binding. Bases 245 to 895 code for a protein of 216 amino acids.